Galleria mellonella (greater wax moth) is the source of this 1611-nucleotide messenger RNA. It is a transcript of the gene AP-1mu, whose product is annotated as AP-1 complex subunit mu-1. The record is from RefSeq and is a predicted model, not a curated record. Gene Ontology annotation, molecular function: clathrin-cargo adaptor activity. Lineage: Eukaryota; Metazoa; Arthropoda; Insecta; Lepidoptera; Pyralidae. Gene Ontology annotation, biological process: intracellular protein transport; vesicle-mediated transport. Gene Ontology annotation, cellular component: clathrin-coated vesicle; clathrin adaptor complex. Bases 164 to 1432 code for a protein of 422 amino acids. The transcript has 2 exons.
GUUGACAAUUUGACACAUGUGACAGUGACUUUUGUUGGACAAUGCUGACCUUAUUGCGUCACUAAACGAGCACCGCCGUCAUCGCAAAUAAUUUAGUAUCAGAUUAUUUGGUAUAAUGUAGAUUAUUUUUCUUUAUUAUUACGUUAAAAUAUCAAUAUUAAAAAUGUCCUGUUCUGCGUUAUACAUACUGGACGUGAAGGGCAAAGUCCUUAUAUCCAGAAAUUACCGUGGCGAUGUUGACAUGGGGGUGAUUGAUAAAUUCAUGCCAUUUCUCAUGGAAAAAGAAGAAGAAGGUAUGCUAACACCACUCUUGCAGACUAGCGAGUGCACAUUCGCCUAUAUCAAAACUAACAACUUAUAUAUUGUUUCAACUACUAAGAAAAAUGCUAAUAUUGCAUUAGUAUUUGUGUUUUUGUAUAAAAUUGUUGAAGUUAUGACAGAGUAUUUCAAAGAACUAGAAGAGGAAAGUAUUCGCGACAACUUCGUGGUUAUAUAUGAAUUGCUUGAUGAACUGAUAGACUUUGGAUAUCCGCAAACUACUGAUAGCAAGAUCCUACAGGAAUAUAUUACACAAGAGGGACACAAAUUAGAAAUGCAACCCCGCAUACCUAUGGCCGUUACUAAUGCCGUCUCUUGGAGGUCUGAAGGCAUUAAAUAUAGGAAAAACGAAGUAUUUUUAGAUGUUAUCGAGUCUGUCAAUUUAUUAGCUAAUUCUAAUGGCAAUGUACUUAGGAGUGAGAUUGUUGGUGCAAUCAAAAUGAGGGUCUACCUAUCUGGUAUGCCAGAAUUACGUCUAGGUUUGAAUGACAAAGUUCUUUUUGAAAGCACAGGUAGAGGUAAAUCUAAAUCAGUGGAACUUGAGGAUGUAAAGUUCCACCAGUGUGUUAGACUGUCUCGUUUUGAAAAUGAUAGAACUAUAUCAUUUAUUCCUCCUGAUGGAGAGUUUGAGUUGAUGUCCUACAGGUUGAACACGCAUGUGAAACCUCUGAUUUGGAUUGAGUCUGUUAUUGAGCGGCAUGCACAUUCACGAGUUGAGUAUAUGAUCAAGGCAAAGUCCCAGUUUAAGAGACGUUCUACAGCCAACAAUGUUGAAAUAAUUAUUCCUGUGCCAGCUGAUGCCGACUCACCAAAAUUUAAAACAACUAUUGGCAGUGUCAAGUAUACUCCAGAACAGAAUGCAAUAACAUGGUCUAUCAAGUCAUUCCCAGGAGGCAAGGAAUAUUUAAUGAGAGCACAUUUUGGGCUGCCCUCUGUUGAAUGUGAGGAGGUAGAUGGCAAACCACCAAUUCAAGUGAAGUUUGAGAUCCCAUACUUCACUACAUCUGGCAUUCAAGUUAGAUAUCUCAAGAUUAUAGAAAAGAGUGGGUACCAGGCUUUGCCAUGGGUACGAUAUAUUACACAAAAUGGAGACUAUCAGCUAAGAACUAAUUAAAUAAAUAAUUAUUAUACAGUUUUAACUACAUUCCUUUUUACUUACAAAUGAAUGCACUAUGUUAUUAUGAUUAUUGUUUGCAAAACUGUUAAGUCUGUUGUAGUAAGUAAUCAAUUUAUUGGUAAAGUAUUAUAAUUAUUAUGGAUAUUUGACACAUUAAUAAAUUAAUAUACACAAAA